GAGGCCCUAUACGCAAUGGGAAACUUUGAAUACGCUUUAGUGCUUUAUCAUCGAGGUCAUAAACUUCAUCCAGUGCUGCAGGAGUUCAGACUCGGGGUUCAAAAAGCCCAAGAAGCCAUUGAGAAUUCUGUGGGAAGUUCUUCUGCUUUGAAACUGGAGGAGAAUAUAGAGCUGCCUUCAAGUAAACAGGAAGAGGUUCCCAAACAGAAGUUUAAUAUGAAGAUUAAGAGAAAGGAUGAAGGGCAGCAGAAGAAGAAGAUAAGAGAGAUCCCAAAAAAUGAGGAGAUGGAUGUAGAGUUGGUUGGUGCAUAUUAUAUAGAAAGAUUGUCUCUGGAAGGUAGAAUAAAGGAUUUUCUUUCUUUAUUAUUCUGAAAAAAUCUAACGAGAUCUGACGUUUUUUAAAAUGAUAAUUAU
This is a messenger RNA of Protopterus annectens (West African lungfish), 414 nucleotides long. Its product is annotated as outer dynein arm-docking complex subunit 4-like. The record is from RefSeq and is a predicted model, not a curated record. The coding region runs from base 16 to 372 and encodes 118 amino acids. Lineage: Eukaryota; Metazoa; Chordata; Ceratodontiformes; Protopteridae. The transcript has 3 exons. Gene Ontology annotation, cellular component: cytoplasm.